AUGGAGAUUCCCCCCCCAGGACACACACAGACGCCUGGAGAACUGGGCCCAAGUGCUCAGCCAGCCAUCCACCACGGAGUUGUUCUCCUUGCCAUCCAGCACCGCCUGCCAAGCAACCACCACCACCACCUUCCUCCUGAUGCGGACUUGUAUCCUGAUCUCUCCACUGUCCGUGGGCCGUUACCCAGACAUGAACCGUUGGUGUGGGGGUUCAUGAUUGGCGCAGGCGGUCUGGCGCCGUCUGACAAUUUGAAAUCUUUUGACUUUCAUGACCAAGACGGUGCUGAUCGACAUGAGGAUCAUCCUACUACAAUCGCGAACCUGGGACGGGUACCUUUGCCUCGGUGCCGUGGGUUGUCCAUCUUGGAUAUGAUAGUCAUGUCCACUUUCAAUGACGGACCAUAUGGAGUAGUAAAGGCACCUGCUUAA
This is a messenger RNA of Aspergillus terreus NIH2624, 429 nucleotides long. RefSeq lists its product as uncharacterized. The coding region runs from base 1 to 429 and encodes 142 amino acids. The record is from RefSeq and is a predicted model, not a curated record. NCBI's taxonomy places the organism in Eukaryota, Fungi, Ascomycota, Eurotiomycetes, Eurotiales, Aspergillaceae. The transcript has a single exon.